AUCGCAUCUCUCUUCACACAUGGCGUAUACUACUCGGAGGCCAUGCGGUGACUGACCAAUUCGACUGCCCCGUGGGUGCCUACACACCGAAGACACAUCCGUCCGUGUGGAUGGACGGGCUCUUUGCCGAUGCAGUCGUGUAGAGCUAGAGCGACCGAGAGAAUGAAUCGCUCGAAACAGAAAUGCACACAUACCAUACCUCCCUCCCUCUCUACUUAAAACAUAGAUCAGGCAGAUAACUCCUGCAUUCGACCACCCAAAGCUGCACUGUCUGUCUGCACAAAGGCAGCCCGGAACACACACGCCAUACGUGAGUGCACCCACCAUCUCAUGCCAGCACAAAUAGAAACUUAAAGCAGCACUUCCUUCUCGCACUACACGCACCCAUCCACCUACACUCAUUCCCCCACUCUCCCUCUCUCUGACGUGACCGGCCGGCCGCCCGCUAUGCGGCCACCGCCUUCUGCCGGAUGAGUGCGGCUGUGCGAGGGUACCGCUCAUCUGGGCGGCUCUUCCAAGCCACAGGGGGCUCUGUUGAGCAGAUCUUCAUGCCGAAGUCGAUGCAAACAAGGAACCUAUCAGCCGCCUUGUCCCCACACAGAAUGAAGAUCCCCGCAUGGCGCAGCACAUUUGCCUCGUCGACCCAGUAGACCGCUUUGCGGCAGCCGUUCCACUUGCCCCGUGAGUGCAGUAUGAUGUCUUCCGUGAGCCGGUACUGGGUGGGAGGUGGAGUGAUGAGUUCACAUGGGUGGGUGAAGUGGGGGCGCAACCGGGGGUCCAUCCCGUUGUACGCACCGAGCAGGACGACGAUGAUAUCCGUGAACGAAGAGGCUGCGUACUUGCCACCUGCAGACAGACAGCAGACGCGAAACAAACGAUUCACACACUCAUUCAUCUCUCUCUCCGCCAUCCCUCUCAUGUGUGUUUGCUCUCCCGGCUGCUCACAUUUGGUCGGCGGGUCGGGAUCAGUCAAAUCGAUGCUGACGUACGUCAGCGCAUUGGUGUCUGCUGAGCCGCCCAGAUAGUCUCGGCCGUUGAGACAGAUGACACUCACACGCCGGUUGCUAACGACCGAGAGGCGGUGGCCAAAUAGCGAGUACUGACGGACCGCCUGUGGUCGCGAGCUGAACACCGCUCCGGCGCCCGCUUGCUGCAGGUCAUAUGCCGUGAUGACGAUGGGCAGAGAGGGAAGGACGUGGCUGCUGUUCUUGAGCAAGUGGAUGAGCGACACACAUCGGUUCCAACAGCCGCCCUCCUCGAUGACGUACAGCACCCGCAGCAGAUAGCCCACCCUGCCGUCGACUGGCACUAGCACAUGCAUCAGCUCACUCCAAAUUAGAAGGCAUACAAUGACCAAGCACACCGGCGACAAGGUGCAGAGCAGCCAUCCGAUGACCACGUCGAUGAGUAGUGCGCGGCCGCUCAGCUGGUCGAGAGAUAUCUUCUCGCCCAGCUGUACUGAGAACUCCUCGGUCGGGGACCAGAGCCAUGCGACGUAGCAGGCGGUGUAGAUCAAAGAGAUGCCAGCAGCGCCCCCCCACACUCGAGGCAUACCUUGGCGAUCGACAGUGCCACACGUAGCCCACUCCUGACUCGGUGCUCGAUCACGGACCACAGACGGUGGGGUAGGUCGUAGAACGCCACCCAAAACUGUCUGUACGCUCGCACAAUGAGGGACGCCUCCCCGAGCAAUCGAAUGACCACUGUGAUCACGGCAAACGGG
This is a messenger RNA of Vitrella brassicaformis, 1723 nucleotides long. The record is from the annotation of a GenBank genome assembly. NCBI's taxonomy places the organism in Eukaryota, Vitrellaceae.